This is a messenger RNA of Marasmius oreades (fairy-ring Marasmius), 1441 nucleotides long. RefSeq lists its product as uncharacterized. The coding region runs from base 39 to 1391 and encodes 450 amino acids. The record is from RefSeq and is a predicted model, not a curated record. Lineage: Eukaryota; Fungi; Basidiomycota; Agaricomycetes; Agaricales; Marasmiaceae. The transcript has 19 exons.
CUUCUGCCUUCUACAACGACAUAGGAGAACGGUCUAACAUGAACGGUCUGUUGAGCAGCAACAGGGCAGACUCAUCAACCAACAAGUCCAAAUCCCCACAAAGGCUUGGGACAGAUCCCACUGGUAAAGCCAUCGAGAGAGUCAGGAAAAGAAUUAUUAUCUGUUGCGAUGGAACGUGGCAAGACGGUAUCUCCGAGAAUAGACACAAAUAUACUAACGCACUCCGGCUCGCCAGAACAAUCGAACAGGAAGACAUUCGAACAACCCCGCCUACACCACAAGUUGUGUACUACCAGUCUGGCAUAGGGAGCGAAAAGAACUUUUAUUCCGAAUUCAUUGAAGGGACGACGGGCGACACAUUAGCUGAUAAAGUCGAGGAAGCUUAUGCGUUCAUUGCACAUAAUUACUUUCCCGGUGAUGAGAUAUUCCUUUUCGGAUUCUCGAGGGGCGCUUAUACAGCCCGAAUGGUAGCCCUGCUUAUUGGGAAAAUUGGUGUCCUUGAUCGUAAGAAUAUGGACGACUUCGGAACGAUCUUCCUCUCGUAUCAGAUACUCGGUAACGCCGAGGACGAAGAAGCAAAAGCAAAGGCCAAAGCAGACCUCGAACGACUCGAGGAUAAGAUUUCCUCUGGUGUACGGCGAGCGUUUAAGGAUGACCGGCCAUUUUCCAUCAAAUGCGUCGGGGUGUUUGAUACAGUCGGUUCACUAGGACUACCAGAGGAACUCACGCUACAUCCUGGUCCCGUCAAGACGCUGUUUGGAUUCCCUGAUAGAAUAUUGGGAGAGCAUGUUGAACGUGCUUAUCAGGCUCUGGCACUCAAUGAGCCAAGAAAAGAUUUCAAUUGUUCUCGUUUUGAGCAAACGAGCAAAGGGAGAUGUAAACAUCAAGUGCUGAAACAGUGUUGGUUCACAGGAUCGCACGCCGACAUCGGUGGUGGGUACUACAAUCACGACUUGGCUGAUCUCACGCUCGCAUGGAUGGUGGCGCAUGUUUCGGACAUUCUUUCUACGGACUUGAGCUACCUGGCCUGCCUAUCCCAUCCCGUUGCUCCAUGGGGAGCUCAGGAACCGCAUGACCCGUUGACGGGAAUAUUCUCAUUGUCUUUGACUACGGAGAGGACACUUCCCACCUCGAGCAAUAACGUUACUCAUGAGAGUAUACAUCCCUCCGUGCUUCAACAACAAAAGUUGAAUCCCGCCAUUCAGUCCUUGAUCGAAAAACAUCCAGAGUUGGUGUGCAGUCUCUUGCCGUUGGAGGAAGAACUGAGAGCCGAAUGGCCAUACAAACCAGAAGAAGCUGACAUCAAGGAUGACAAGAACGAUUCGAAGGCCAAUGGGAUGGUGGCGUCGCUCAUGAAAACGUUGGUAACAACGAUGAUGGCAGAGAUGUAAGAGGAUUUAUUGUAGAAUAGAUGAAACAAUUGAAUCCUAUAUAUAAUGGG